Drosophila novamexicana is the source of this 384-nucleotide messenger RNA. RefSeq names its product pupal cuticle protein Edg-78E (gene Cpr65Ec). Lineage: Eukaryota; Metazoa; Arthropoda; Insecta; Diptera; Drosophilidae. Bases 1 to 384 code for a protein of 127 amino acids. Gene Ontology annotation, molecular function: structural constituent of chitin-based larval cuticle. Gene Ontology annotation, cellular component: chitin-based extracellular matrix. The transcript has 2 exons. The record is from RefSeq and is a predicted model, not a curated record.
AUGAAAUUCUUCAUCCUAACCGCAGCAGUCGUCCUAGCCGUCGCCCAGGCACGGCCAGACUCCUUCGAUGCCCAGGCCGAACUGCGUGAGUUCAAAAGCGACCUAAAGGAGGACGGCAGCUACGAGUAUCGGUUUCAGACCUCGAACGGCAUUGCCCAACAGGAACAGGGCGCGGGCGGUCACUAUGCGAGCGGCUCAUCGGCGUACUACAAUCCCGAUGGUCAGCUUAUUCAAUUGACGUACACGGCUGAUGAGAACGGCUUCCAUCCACAGGGCGCUCACCUGCCCACGCCUCCACCGAUUCCGGCUGCCAUACUCAGAUCGCUGGAAUAUAUUCGCACCCAUCCGCAGAAGGAUCAGCGACAGGGUCAUGUACGCUUCUAA